CCCAGCCUGGUGCGCAUGCUUUGGCAGACGUGGCACCGGGAACUGGGAGGCGGGGAGUGGUUGGGAAGUGGCGGUGGCUCUUGGCUCUUGGCGGCGGCGGAGCUAGCGGGCGGGCGUGGAAGCCAGAGUGGAGACAGGAGGCGGCGGCAGGUAGCGGCGGGGAUGGCACGGGCCAGGCCGGCGUGGGGGCUGCUGCUGGCGAUCUGGGUAGUCCUUCCUACGUGGCUAUCCUCCACAAAGGUCUCCUCGCUCAUUGAGAGGAUCUCUGACCCCAAGGACUUGAAAAAAAUUCUCAGGACCCGGAAUAACGUACUGGUGCUUUACUCCAAAUCUGAGGCAGCAGCUGAAAAUCAUCUCAGGUUAUUGUCCACUGUGGCCCAGGCAGUGAAAGGACAAGGCACCAUCUGCUGGGUGGACUGUGGUGACACAGAGAGCAGAAAAUUGUGCAAGAAGAUGAAAGUUGACCUCAGCCCGAAGGACAAAAAGGUUGAAUUAUUCCAUUACCAGGAUGGUGCAUUUCAUACUGAAUAUAACCGAGCUGUGACAUUUAAGUCCAUAGUGGCCUUUCUGAAGGAUCCAAAAGGGCCUCCACUGUGGGAGGAAGAUCCUGGAGCCAAAGAUGUUGUUCACAUUGAUAGUGAAAAGGACUUCAGACGACUCCUGAAGAAGGAAGAGAAGCCUCUGCUCAUGAUGUUUUAUGCCCCCUGGUGCAGCAUGUGCAAGAGGAUAAUGCCACAUUUCCAGAAGGCUGCGACCCAGCUGCGAGGCCACUUCGUGCUGGCCGGGAUGAACGUCUACCCCUCUGAGUUUGAAAACAUCAAGGAGGAGUACAACGUGCGUGGCUACCCCACCAUCUGCUAUUUUGAGAAAGGCCGUUUUCUGUUCCAGUAUGACAACUACGGGUCCACAGCCGAGGACAUCGUGCAGUGGCUGAAGAAUCCGCACCCGCCACAGCCCCAGGUCCCCGAGACUCCCUGGGCAGAUGAGGGCGGCUCCGUUUAUCACCUGACCGAUGAAGACUUUGACCAGUUUGUGAAGGAACACUCCUCUGUCCUCGUCAUGUUCCACGCCCCAUGGUGUGGACACUGUAAGAAGAUGAAGCCAGAGUUUGAGAGUGCAGCGGAAGUCCUCCAUGGAGAAGCAGAAAGCUCUGGUGUCCUUGCAGCUGUCGAUGCCACUGUCAACAAGGCCCUGGCAGAGAGAUUCCACAUCUCAGAGUUUCCCACGUUGAAGUAUUUUAAGAAUGGAGAGAAAUAUGCAGUGCCUGCGCUCAGAACAAAGAAGAAGUUUAUUGAGUGGAUGCAGAACCCCGAGGCCCCUCCACCCCCAGAGCCUACUUGGGAAGAGCAGCAGACAAGCGUGUUGCAUCUGGUGGGGGACAACUUCCGGGACACCCUGAAGAGGAAGAAACACACCUUGGUCAUGUUCUAUGCUCCGUGGUGCCCACACUGUAAGAAGGUCAUCCCAUACUUUACUGCCACUGCUGAUGCCUUCAAAGAUGACCGAAAGAACAGGACUGAGAGCCAGCUAUGGAUUGUGUGCAGAGAGUUUGCAAACUCCCUUCUAAAAAGUCUCACUGCGUGGGACGUUCCGUGGCUGAAGAGGCAGUAGGAAACGUGAGGUGAGGGAGGCAGGUGUGGCUUUCUGGUGGCUGGGGGGAAGGUCGCACCUCAUUCCCCUCUCUGUCUGUCAGUCCUGUAGUUGACAGAAGCCUGCUCACCUGGACACAAAGUAAGUGACCAGAAGACGUGGCCAUUGAUGGCCUGCAGAGCUCUCCUACCUAAAAAGGGGGCCCCAUCCUCAUGUGAGUAAUCAGCAGCCAAAGCACUAUGAAUCAUGGUUAGUCAGCAAUCUUAAGUAGACUCACUGAAUCACGGACAUCCUCAGAGUAUUCUCUGGGCUCCAGAAUGAUCUCAUUUGUUAUGUGGCAGAUGCUUAAUGACUGGCCUUUGUUAAGGUCACCCUUGUACUUGUUUCUUUGCAUUGCUAUGACCAAAAUACCAAAAAAGAACAACCUUAGAGAAGGAAAAGUUUAUCUGGGGUUCAUGGUUUCAAUGGUUUCGGUUCAUUGGUGGGUGAUUCCAUUGCUCUGAGCCCAAGGUGAGGUAGAACUUCGUGGCAGAAGGGUGUGGUAGAGGAAUAUUGGUCAAUUAUGGCUACCAGUGAAGCAGAGGGUUUCACCUCUGAAUAUUAACACCAGAGCUUGGGGGGACACCUCAUGUCCAAACCAUAACUCCUUGAAAAGUCUUGGCACAUACAGGUCUUUAAUACAAGUGGGCUGGUUAGAGGACCCCUCCCUUUGUCCUCAUUGAAUUUGCCUUUCCCACAAUACUUCUGUAUUGCAUAUUAUCAUUAAUUGGCCCUUUUUCUUUCUUUUCCCAUUUGUUACCUUCAACAGAAAAAAAAAAAAAAAUCCUCCAUUUCUGCUUUAUACUCUCUUAUUUUGAAAGAUCAACAAAAAAAAAAGAGAAAGCUAUCAGUGUGGAAUUUGUUAGAUAGGCAAGAAGAAGUCAGUGGCCAGUUUGAGAGCCUCUUUCUGAAUAAAGACUCGAUUGCCUUAGUCACCCUAAACUCCUUCCCAGCUUCUAGAAUACGCCCUCCUGGCUUUCUCCACCUCCAUCCUUCAGGCCUUGGCUCUCAUGGUGAAUGAUACAGAGUGCCUUUGGUCCACUGGCACCUGGGCCACCUGCAUAUCAUAGUUCAGAGUCACACCCUGUUGGGAUUGUCUGUUCAUCCGACUCCCUCUCCAGGUGCUGAGCCUCUGGGGACAGCCUCGGUAUGGGUCUGGAGGACUGAUUGCCGUGGCAACUGACACUCACCAUUGUGCUGGGCCAGUUCCCGUGCGCGUCGACCUCCUUUGAACUCUCUUACUUAGUCUUCUGGUAUCCCAAUAACUUAGGUUUUAUUACCCCAUUUUACAACUGAGGAAACUGAGGCCCCAAAGCUAGGUCAUUUUUUCUAAGUCUCUUUUUCCCCCAGUACUUGGAAUAUAGCACAGGGGUGCUGUACCACUCAGCUAUAGCCUUAGCCUUUCUUUUUUUUUUCUUUUUCUUUUUUUUAAAAUAGCACAUUAAAGUUAUACAUAGUAUCUAAAGUUCAUUCCAACAGAAUCAUACAUGCAUAGAAUCUGACCCACUCCGUUUCAGUCACUAUUCUUGCCCCCACCCUGCCCCAUCCCCCCAUCCAUUCCACUGAUCUUUCCCUUGCUCAUCCAUUAUCCUUCCUUGAUUGGUGCUUUCCAUACACACAGAUAGGCAUAUUUGUAUAUGCACCUAACAUGAUUUUGUUAAAUUCAUUCCACCUUUCCUCUCCUUGCCUAUCCCUCCUCCCUCCCUCUCAAUCUUCAUGUACUCUAUGAGUCUUUCCUAUACCUUCAUGACACAGUCUUGCUGAGUUACUGAGGCUAGACUCAAACUUGGAUCCUCCUGCCUCAGCCUCUUUGUUGGUUGGGAUUAUAAGUGUGCGCCAUAACACCGGGCUUUCUAAAUCUUAAUGUUCAAGCAACCCAAGAUUUGCACUUGGGAAAUGACUUCCAAGCUCUUGCUCUUCAUCUCUGUCCAGCACGCCGCAUGCUGAUCAUCAUUACUUCACC
Marmota monax (woodchuck) is the source of this 3592-nucleotide messenger RNA. RefSeq names its product protein disulfide isomerase family A member 5 (gene Pdia5). Gene Ontology annotation, biological process: protein folding. NCBI's taxonomy places the organism in Eukaryota, Metazoa, Chordata, Mammalia, Rodentia, Sciuridae. The transcript has 16 exons. The record is from RefSeq and is a predicted model, not a curated record. The coding region runs from base 16 to 1611 and encodes 531 amino acids. Gene Ontology annotation, cellular component: endoplasmic reticulum. Gene Ontology annotation, molecular function: protein disulfide isomerase activity.